Fraxinus pennsylvanica is the source of this 999-nucleotide messenger RNA. Lineage: Eukaryota; Viridiplantae; Streptophyta; Magnoliopsida; Lamiales; Oleaceae. The record is from the annotation of a GenBank genome assembly.
AUGUGCCCGGCUGAACCCUUUGUGCUUUCAGGAGAUUUUGACUCGAUGAAAUUUCUGACAGGAAAAAAUAAAUCUGUGGUGUUGUGGAGCAUUCAGGAUCAUGUUUCAACAUUGGCCACAGAUUCAGGCCAGUUAACAGAUUCUGCAGGUUCUGUUGUAAAAGCUGCUGAUAAUUCUUCUGUUGGUCCACGAGGGGUCUUUCAAGGGCAUGAUGAUAUAGUUGAGGAUGUGCAAUUUUGCCCAUCGAGUUCACAGCAGUUUUGUAUCGUUGGAGAUGAUUCCUGUUUGAUACUAUGGGAUGCAAGGAUAGGAUGUGAUCCCGUUGUGAAGGUUGAAAAGGCGCACAGUGCCGAUCUUCAUUGUGUAGAUUGGAAUUCUCACGACGAAAAUUAUAUUCUGACCGGCUCUGAUGGAGUCGGAUUGCCUGUCCAUAAAUUUGCAGGUCAUACAUCUGCUGUUCUCUGUGUUCAGUGGUCGCCAGGCAAACACUCAGUCUUUGGGUCGUCAGCAGAGGAUGGUCUGUUGAACAUUUGGGAUUAUGAGAAGGUUGAUGAAAAGAAAGAAAGUGGGUCCAAAUCUCCAAGUGCUCCUCCGGGGUUGAUUUUCCAACAUGCUGGCCACAGAGAUAAGGUUGUCGACUUCUACUGGAAUGCCUCUGAUCCAUGGACAGUUGCUAGUGUAUCUGAUGAUGGAGAAUCCUCUGGUGGAGGUGGUACUUUACAGGUUUCAAAUGAAAAAAACCCUAACCGAACACCAGACAAGAAAAUGUUAAGAGCAGUACCGGCAAGAGAGAGAGGGCCAGACAAGGUUGUGAUGAGCAAACCAGUCUUACAACACUGGCAGCAGCUGCUUCCAAUUAAUACACCUUUCCUCCAAGGAGGCGUUUAUCUUCUCGCCGCUGGUGCCUCUCCUCUUAGCACUAGCCAUUUUCUCCUUGGCUGCUACGAUUUUAAGGCGAAUACUGAGUACAGUCAAUCAGAAGCAGAGCUUGAUGAGUAA